This is a messenger RNA of Brenthis ino (lesser marbled fritillary), 888 nucleotides long. NCBI's taxonomy places the organism in Eukaryota, Metazoa, Arthropoda, Insecta, Lepidoptera, Nymphalidae. The record is from the annotation of a GenBank genome assembly.
AUGGUUCAGGCUACAGACGAAAUGGAACAACCUGACCUGCCUCAAGCUUUAAAAUUGUUUAAAGAAAUGAAUAUGAACGUGCAUCAGGUUUCACAAUUAGUUGAUAAUAUGUUAUUGCGUGUGAAAAGCGGUGAAAUUUCCACAGACAAGGGCCUCAGUUUUUUGGAAAUGAAAUACCAAAUGCUUCUUAGUUAUUUAAUCAAUUUAACGUAUAUUGUACUAAGAAAAUGUUCAGGAGAAAAAAUUGAUUCUGACCCUUCCAUUGACAGACUUGUUGAAAUAAGAACUGUUCUUGAAAAAAUUCGUCCAAUAGAUUCUAAAUUGAAGUAUCAGAUUGAUAAACUUGUUAAAACAGCAGUUGUUGGUACUUCUGAGGAUGAUCCCCAAUCUUACCAUGCUAAUCCUGACAACCUAGUUAGUAAGAUAGAUGGCAGUGAGGAUGAGUCUAGUAAUGAAUCAGAUAGUGGUGAUAAGAAGGAAAAAAAGGAAAAGUCUAGUAUCUAUGUACCUCCUAAACUGGCAGCUGUUCAUUUUGAUGAUAAUAUUUCUCGAAGUGAUAGUGAAAAGAAAAACAAGGAGAGAAAGAAAAAACAAUUUCUUAAUUCCAGUGUUAUGAGAGAGCUCCGUGAAGAAUAUUCUGAGGCACCUCUAGAAAUGAGCACAGGGAAUCAUGUCAAGCAUUCAAUAUCAAAAUAUGAACAAGAAAAAACGGAAUAUGAAGAAAAUUACUUGACUCGUCUACCAGUAACAAAAGCAGAGAAAAAUCGGAGGAAAAAAUUAACAACUGUAGGUAUGCUGGCUGAUGAAGUAACUGGGAGCCGUAGUACAGCACGAAAGCAUAAAAUGAAAACAAAAAAAGGUAAAGGAUUUAAGAGACGGCGUACACAC